UAACAGUGACUAUCUGCUACUAGAUGGCAUCAGUUAUAUUCUGUCAGAGACAGCUGAGAUUGUGUGUUAAAAAAACUUCGUACAAAAAAUAAUAUAAAUAUGUUCAGAAUUCUGGGAUUAAAUUUAUCCAAUACAACAGCACCUAAGAUAAAUAUUGCGGUACGUGCGUAUUGUGCAAUAAAACAGAAUGAUGAACCCAUAGACAUUCCAAAUCCGUUUGAAAAAGAAAAAAAACUAUGCAUUCUUUGUAAAAAUGAUAUAAGUCCUGAUUACAAAAACGUGAAACUACUGUCACAGUUUCAGUCGCCUUAUACAGGUCGUAUUUAUGGUAGACAUAUUACUGGUUUAUGCAAGCAAAAACAGGAGGAAGUUGAAAUAGCAAUCGCACGUGCACAACGAUGUGCAUUGAUGCCAACUUAUUAUAAGGACAUUGACUUUUUGCAAGAUCCUAAACUCUUUGAGCCUGAAAAACCAACUCGACCACAUAAAUAUUAAAUUAUUAUUUAAAUUCUGUAAAUGGACUUCAGUGCUUUGACCUAAUGAGUUAUAUAUUGGUCAUUGUUAUAAAACUGACCCUGCAAAUAUGAAACUCUGCUCGUAAAUAACAUAUUUAAUAAAUGUUUCAAAAUCUUA
Molecule: messenger RNA, 633 nt
Organism: Teleopsis dalmanni
Lineage: Eukaryota; Metazoa; Arthropoda; Insecta; Diptera; Diopsidae
Gene: mRpS18C
Product: 28S ribosomal protein S18c, mitochondrial
Exons: 2
Coding region: 100-495 (131 amino acids)
Biological process (GO): mitochondrial translation
Cellular component (GO): ribosome; mitochondrial small ribosomal subunit
Molecular function (GO): small ribosomal subunit rRNA binding; structural constituent of ribosome
Source: RefSeq, a predicted model, not a curated record